AUGUCCAAAGUACCUCCACGUGGCGUAUGGGCUCCAGCCAUCACAUUCUUCGAUCACAACACAGACACAUUAAAUCUGGAAGCCCAAUCAAAAUACUUUGCAUAUCUAGCAUCUACCGGGCUAGCUGGCCUCGUCGUUCUAGGAACCAAUGCCGAAACUUUUCUGUUGACACGCGAAGAGCGCAAACAACUCGUCGAAACCGCACGCAAAGCCGUAGGACCCGACUUCCCUCUCAUGGUCGGAGUUGGUGGGCAUUCUACACGCCAGGUGUUGGAGUACAUCUCCGAUGCCGCUUCAGCUGGUGCGAACUCGGCACUUGUUCUCCCGCCCGCGUACUUCGGUGCUGCGACCACACCUCAAGUCAUCGAGAACUUCUUCGACCAGGUCGCCACCGAGGGCGCUCUGCCUAUAGUUAUUUACAACUUCCCCGGGGUUUGCAAUGGCGUUGAUCUCGACUCUGCUUUCAUCACCAAGAUGGCUCAGCGCCACGACAACAUCGUCGGCGUUAAAUUGACGUGCGGAUCCGUCGCCAAAAUCACGCGUCUUGCUGCCGUGCUGCCAGAAGAGAGAUUCGCGACUUUCGGGGGACAGUCCGACUUCAUUAUUGGCGGUUUGAGCUCGGGGUCUUCGGGUUGCAUUGCGGCGUUUGCAAACGUCUUCCCCAGAACAAUCGUGCGCAUCUACGAUCUCUACCAACAAGGGAAAUUCGAGGAAGCUCUCGCGUUGCAUCAGAAGGCCGCUUUGGCGGAACAACCAAUCAAGGGGGGGAUUGCUCCGACCAAGUAUGCUGCCGCGAUUCACAGUGCUACGUAUGCCGGAAUCGAAGGGGCAGUCGACAUGCUCCAGCCCAGAAGACCAUAUGCUGCGCCAGUAGAUGCUGUGAAAGAGCGAGUGAAAUCGACUAUGGCUGAGGUAGCAGCUAUUGAACAGAGCUUGCCUCUGAAAAAGUAA
Periconia digitata is the source of this 951-nucleotide messenger RNA. The record is from the annotation of a GenBank genome assembly. NCBI's taxonomy places the organism in Eukaryota, Fungi, Ascomycota, Dothideomycetes, Pleosporales, Periconiaceae.